AUGGUGGUGGCGUUGUUGAUAAGAAACACAAACCAGUUUUUUAAAAGUCUAUUGAGGAAGAGGAGUCAAGCUGAAUUGAGUCCUGUUGUCUCUGCAGCCAUCAGAAAUGUCAUGGGGCAACAGGCCCCACCAGCAGUCUCUCCUAAUACUAAACCUGAGCAGAAACAGAUGAUGGCUCAGAAGGAAUCUAACAGAGAAGGAGGGUUGCAGAAAGGCCCCUUUGCCAAUAUGGUGCUGAAAGCCUUGAAGCCUUUCCAGUCUGAGACGCAAGACGGCAAGCGAGAGGUGUUUCAUGCUACAGUGACUGCGGAGAAGGUAUUCCUCUUUAUAAAAGUUUUUAACACAUAGCUUAAAGAUAAAUUCAUUCCAAUGUUUGGUGCUAAAUUUAAUCAUGUCAAUGUCCUCCAAAGCAUCAGAAAAGCUGGUGAAACCUCAAAGAUCAACAAGUUUCAAACUCAGCCCCUUGGAAGAACUGUGAAUGGGUUGUUUGUAGUCCAGAAGUUAAAACCUUAUACCUCAUUUCUUAAUGAGAGAAUUGUGUUUUAUUUGACCUAGAUGACAGCAGGGAGGAUGGACGUACUGGUGCUUGGAAAGACGAAUAAAAUAAAAUGCGAGGAAGGAGAUAAGCUUCAACUUACAGUCUUUGGGAUGUUGAAAAGAGAAAAACUACAGUUGAAAUCUAGGGUUCAUAUCUUCAUAAACAUGAGAACUACAUGGAACAAAGUCAACUCUCCAAGGGGAUGA
Carlito syrichta (Philippine tarsier) is the source of this 744-nucleotide messenger RNA. It is a transcript of the gene AIM2, whose product is annotated as absent in melanoma 2. The transcript has 5 exons. Gene Ontology annotation, molecular function: double-stranded DNA binding. Gene Ontology annotation, cellular component: AIM2 inflammasome complex. The record is from RefSeq and is a predicted model, not a curated record. NCBI's taxonomy places the organism in Eukaryota, Metazoa, Chordata, Mammalia, Primates, Tarsiidae. Gene Ontology annotation, biological process: cellular response to interferon-beta; activation of innate immune response.